Molecule: messenger RNA, 2077 nt
Organism: Schistosoma rodhaini
Lineage: Eukaryota; Metazoa; Platyhelminthes; Trematoda; Strigeidida; Schistosomatidae
Source: the annotation of a GenBank genome assembly
GUACUUGGAGGACUUCAAUCUCGUGGCCUUGGAGCGUAAUAUAAAAUGGUUGGCUGUGGUGGUAGUUUUGUUUUAUUCCAUCAAGGUUUGCGAUAUACUCAUAAGUCCUGACUUACAAAACAGUCUUUUUAAACAUUUAUAAGACUUAUGCGUCAUCAUUCAUCUACAAGUGACGACAAAAAUGCUAGUCACAGGGGCCCUGUAGGUUUUCGGUCAUCAAGAAAACCGAUUCACGACAAACUGGAAAUUCUUUCACUAUCACAAGUUCCACCGGAAUUUCAUGAAGUUGGGAUUUUAUCAGGUUAUCGUAAGCCAUCAGCGUCACUUGCAUUGGGUAUCUUGUCUGUUUUUCAAAUACACAAUGAAACCUUGAAUAUAUGGACGCAAAUCAUACCAACCAUUUAUUUUGUUGUCGAACUAGUCCUGAAUUUUUUCCACGUUGGCGAACGUUUUCUUCUUAUAUAUCUUAUUACUGCCGUCACAUACCUGUUCACAAGUUCUUGCGCCCACACAUUUAGUUGUUUGUCCCCUAGAGCUCGGCACAUAUGUUUCUUUCUUGACUAUAUUGGAAUAUCACUUUAUUCUUGUGGCUCCACUGUUUGCUACUAUGCGUUCGCUCUGCCAGUCGGCUUGUUGCGUCUUUCACCUAUCUCUGGUCUUAAUCUUAGUGAUAUAUUCUUGUUUAUUUCAGCAUUGUUUUGUAUCUGUGGUACAUACUUAUCAUGUAAGACUAGGUUUUGGAAGCCUUCAAUUUUUCGUAACAUCAUUAGGAUGGGAGCAUUCGGAAUUAUUUUGUUUUACGUCGGGACUCCGAUUCUGUGGCGUUCAUAUACCUGUAAGUACAUGGCAAGUGAAUAUGAGUCUUCUGAAUGCAGCUCACUUUAUUAUUGGAACUUGCAUUUCAUGUCAAUGCUUUCUGCAGGAUUUUUGUUUGUCUCACACUUUCCUGAAAGGAUUUUUCCUGGAAGGUUCGAUGUUUUCGGUCAUAGUCAUCAAAUAUUUCACAUUUUCGGUGCCUUGGGUUCUAUUACACAAUAUUAUGCACUUAGGAUUGACCUCCAGGAACGUAACGCCAAAUUAAGACAAAUGUCGCAUGCACCUUCAAUUCCUCUGUCUCUGUUUUGUCUCGGUUUGGUAGUAUUUUGUAAUUUUAUUAUUUUUCUAAAGUUUUACAAACGUCUUGGUACCAUCACAGGACGCAAAAGAUUGUAAUUAUCUUUAUGUAGCUGCUUUGUGCUAUACUUUUCAGACCUCUGUAUCUCAAUUUAGCUUUUUCAUCGUUUGCCAUAUUUUCAUUCUUGACCGAUUUGUUUGAUUCUAAGGGAUUCAUUGUUCUCCAGCACAUAAACGUUCUGCAAGUCCUGCUUUUUACACUUGUCACUUGAACUAUUGCCUUUUUGGAUUAAAAUAGCUUAUUUCAUCCAUCAAGCCACAUGUACAUUGCAAAUGAUAAUUAUUUUCAGAUAGACUUCCUGUUUUCAAUAAUUUUUCGGUUGGACGUAAGAUAUUGUUUUAAUAUAUGAAUGUUGAUGCUGCAAGUCUUGAUGUAAUGACAGUUGGCGCAGCUCAAACAUUUUUUUCGCUGUUUCUCUUGGCCCAACUUAAUUUAGCUGGUCCUACCAAACAGGCCAUCUUAAGUUACCAUACCAUUUCCUAACUAAAUAUGCGAAUAGGCUCGAAUUUCUUAUUUACAUCUGACGUUUUUAUUGGCGAUGUUGUCUAGAAAGACUGUGAAAGCUUUGCAAUUAAACCCCACCACUUAAAAUAAUCAAAUCAGUCAAAGUUUAAAGCAAAUUCACUUUGUUUUAGCGCAAUAAUUCGACAGAACAUCCUUAGCGUUUCGCAGGUGAAUUAUUAUAGAUGUAAAUUGUUGAUUAUCUCGUGGAUGUUACUAAGCAUUAUCAUCGCUGUUAUGCUUGUUGUUUACUUAAUACACAACAGAUUGGUAUUAUAAGAUGUUUUACUCACUGGAUGUCAUUAGGUUGUUCGCUUAGAAUAUGAAGUUUUAUAAACCAAUUGCUUAAAAUCGCAUAACUCAGUUCUCUUCAAAGAAUUGAGUCAAAGUCUAUAUGUGUUU